UGCUUCGUCAACGGCAUAAGGGCGGGGACAGUACUCGGUGAAGGACAAGGAGGACACACAGGUCGACUCUGAAGUCCGACCCAUGAAGGAUGAGACAUUCGGGGAGUACAGAUCCCUGGAGAGUGACAACGAGGAGAAGCCGUUCGGCAGCAGCCAGCCCUCACUCAAUGGGGCACUCCCGGCGCUGGGCAGCGAGGACAGCCUGGCUGACUACGGCGGCAGUGUGGACGUGCAGUUCAACGAGGACGGGUCCUUCAUCGGCCAGUACAGCGGCCACAUGGGCAAGGAACCGGCUGGCAACAACAGCUCGGGGGCCACCAGCCCCACCACCGCCGCGGCUGCCCUGGAGUAGGGGGGCCGCAUCCUCCCCCUGCUGGCUGAGGCCCCUGGGGAAUAG
Molecule: messenger RNA, 397 nt
Organism: Chelonoidis abingdonii (Abingdon island giant tortoise)
Lineage: Eukaryota; Metazoa; Chordata; Testudines; Testudinidae
Source: RefSeq, a predicted model, not a curated record